AUGGGUUCCGAAGACGACGACAAGAAGCACAUGGAAAACCACCAGCACCAGUUUUCCCACGACAACCACGAUGACUGGGAGACUCAGCCUCCAUACAUGAGACCUGAUGAAGCCACUGAGAAGCGAGAGAACUUUGAGAAAAAGGUUCACGGCUCGUGUCACUGUGGUCGAGUACAGUAUUGGCUGAACAGUGAUAAACCACUUGCUUCCAAGUACUGUCAUUGCAUUGACUGCAAGAAGAUCCACGGUGCUCCUUUCCAAUGGGCAGCCAUCUUUAAGAAAACCGAUCUUGCUUUCGAAAACGGCGUCAAGAAUCUCCGUUUCUACAAGACUUCAUCUGGAAAGAACGAGCACAUUCUUCCCUGCAAGGUAGGCUGUGCCGAGUGUGGAAGUUGGAUCAUGGACGAAGGUCGAAACAUGGUCCUUCUAUUCCCCACGCUGUUGAACCUUGACACACCUCAACUCCGCGAGAACUUCCAACCUCAAUGCCACAUCUUUUACACUCAAAGAGUAGUUGACAUUCCUGAUGGAAAGGACAAGUGGACCAAGCUCGACAAGGACAGUGAACUCAUGAAGGAUGUGGACUGA
This is a messenger RNA of Fusarium venenatum, 588 nucleotides long. RefSeq names its product Mss4-like protein. NCBI's taxonomy places the organism in Eukaryota, Fungi, Ascomycota, Sordariomycetes, Hypocreales, Nectriaceae. The record is from RefSeq and is a predicted model, not a curated record. Gene Ontology annotation, molecular function: carbon-sulfur lyase activity.